UCCCUGGGGCCGCACUGGGAACGGGGGCCCGAAAGGGGCCGAGUGUCCUCCGAUAUCCAGGAAGCAGAUGGGGAACCGCGGCCCCACCCCCUUCCUCUUCCUCCUCCCUGCCCCCCCGGGGCCGUCUGGCGGGGAGGUUAUUUUGGACCCCUCUCCUGACCCUCGUGUCUCGCCGCGGUGGGGGGGGCGGCGCUGCAGGCUGAGUUCCGCGGGGAGCCAGCGGUUGGAUGGUUGCCUGUUUUGUCAGGUGGGCGGUGGGAGGCCCCGGAGGCUGCUCUAGUGCUGCAGACCCCCCCCUGGUGUGGACCGCACGCAUGGCCCAGCCGCUCGCCUUAGUCCUCCAUGUCCCCGAGACGGAAGGGGACCAAGACCGGGAGCCCAGCCCCCACGAGGAGGAGAGCGAGGUGCACGACUCCUUCCACCGGCUCAUCCAGGAGCAGAGCCUGCGGGCGGCCGAGGAGGGGCUGGAGCUGCAGCCCGUGGCCAGCACCCCGGGGGACCCAGGCCAUGCUCACCAGACCCCCCUGGGGCCCGACGGGGGGCCCGUCUACAGCGCAGCCACACUCCGCGUCCUGGCCAGCAUGCCCAGCCGCACCAUUGGCCGCAGCCGAGGAGCCAUCAUCUCCCAGUACUACAACCGCACGGUGAGGCAGCGGCACCGGAACAGCCGGCCCUUGCUGGGCAACGUGGCGCGCUCGGCCCACCCCAGCCGCCGCCUCUAUGACCUGGAGCUGGACCCUGCGUCCCUGCAGGAGGACGAGAAGCGGAGCCUCCUGGUGAAGGAGCUCCAGGGCCUGUCGGCGGUGCAGCGGGACCACACGCUGCGGGCCAUGCCCCUGAGCCUGGCGGAGAAGCGCUGGCUGCGAGAGAAGAGCUGGAGCGCGCGGGGGAGGCGGAGGGCCCAGCAGGGCCGCGGGGUCUCGUGCUGGAGCCGGCUAUGGUACGCCUGGAUCCUGGCCCUGCACAGCCUGGGGCUGCUGCUGCUCUCCGGCCUGCACCACGGGCGCCCGUGGCACUACGCCUUGAAGCAGAUCGGCGGGCAGUUCGGCUCCAGCGUGCUCUCCUACUUCCUCUUCCUCAAGACCCUGCUGGCCUUCAACGCCCUGCUGCUGCUGCCGCUGCUGGCCUUCACCGUGGGCGUGCAGGCCGCCUUCCCCCCCGCCCCGCCGGACCCCCCGGGCCCCGCCGCCUCCUGCACGGGGCUGGAGCUCCUCACCGGCGGGGGCUGCUUUACCCACACCGUCAUGUACUACGGCUACUACAGUAACGCCACGCUGAGCCAGCCGUGCGCCCCGGCCCAGGACGGCAGCCCCUGCGGCCCCCGGGCGGGCGGCCUGCCCUACAGCAUGCCCUUGGCCUACCUCUUCACCAUAGGGGCCGCCUUCUUCAUCACCUGCAUCACGCUGGUGUACAGCAUGUCCCGUUCCUUUGGGGAGAGCUACCGAGUGGGCAGUACCAAGGGCAUCCACGCCCUCACGGUCUUCUGCUCCUGGGACUAUAAAGUGACCCAGAAGUGGGCCGCCCGUGUCCAGCAGGACGGCAUCCGCACCCAGCUGAAGGAGCUGCUGGCCGAGUGGCGGCAGAGCCGCAGCCCGCGGCGCGCGUGCGGCCGAGCGUGGCGGGGGCUCGUGCUGGGGCUGGUGUGGCUGCUGUGUCUGGGGGCCACGCUGGGCUGUGCCGUGGCUGUGCUCGCCUUCUCCGAGGUCACCAUGCAGAGCCCUGUGACGGGCAGCCAGGAGGCUCGGCUGCUCGCCCUGCCCCUGGUGGCCAGCCUCCUCAACCUGGGGGCCCCCUACCUGUUCCGGGGUCUUGCCACCUUGGAACGGCACGAGUCCCCGGUACUGCAGGUGUACGUGGCCAUCUGCAGGAACCUUCUCCUCAAGAUGGCCGUCCUGGCCGUUCUCUGCUACCACUGGCUGGGCCGCAGGGCGGCCGCGCUGCAGGGCCGCUGCUGGGAGGACUUUGUGGGCCAGGAGCUGUACCGCUUCACCGUGAUGGAUUUCUUCUUCACACUGCUCGACACGCUGUUUGGGGAGCUGGUGUGGAGGCUCAUCUCGGAGAAGAAGCUCAACCGGAAGCCCGAGUUUGACAUUGCACGGAAUGUUCUGGAUCUCAUAUAUGGGCAAACUCUGAUCUGGCUGGGCGUCCUCUUCUCCCCGCUCCUGCCGGCCGUGCAGAUCCUCAGAUUGCUGCUCCUCUUCUACGUCAAGAAGGCCAGCCUGAUGGCCAACUGCCAGGCUCCGCGGCGCGCGUGGCUGGCGGCGCGCAUGCGCACCGUGUUCCUCACGCUGCUCUGCUUCCCCGCCUUCCUGGGCGCCGCCGUCUUCCUCUCCUACGCCGUCUGGCAGGUGAAGCCCUCCGGCUCCUGCGGCCCGUUCCGGACGCUCAACACCAUGUACGAGGCGGGCACGGCGUGGGUGCACCGCCUGGAGCAGGCGGGCCCCGGGGCCUCCUGGCUGCCCUGGCUGCACCAGCACCUGGUGGAGAACCCCCUCUUCACCUUCCUGGUGUCGGCGCUGCUGCUGGCGGUCAUCUACCUCAACAUCCAGGUGGUGAAGGGCCAGCGGGAGGUCAUCUGCCUGCUCAAGGAGCAGAUCCGCAAUGAGGGGGAGGACAAAGUCUUCUUGAUCAACAAGCUCCACUCCGUGUAUGAGAAGAGCAAGAGGAGCAGGGUCGGCGGGAGCCAGGGGGCCGCCGCGUCGCCUGCCCAGCUGGCGGAUGGAGAGGAUGCUUGGGGGGGCAGUGAAAGGCAGUGCCAGCUUGCCUGGCACCCCCACUCAGCCCCCGACGCCACGGCCCUGCAGGCGCCAGCGCGGACUUGACCCCAGGCCGGUGCCCUGCAGGCCCCACAGGCAGCAGGUGGAGAAGCCCGCCUGCCUUCCGGGAAUGGCGGCCGAGCUGAAGGGGGGGGUGGGGAGGGGAGAGUGGGCUCUAUUUAUUCCUGAUUAAACCAGUUUUGCACACAGUGCG
Molecule: messenger RNA, 2970 nt
Organism: Perognathus longimembris pacificus (Pacific pocket mouse)
Lineage: Eukaryota; Metazoa; Chordata; Mammalia; Rodentia; Heteromyidae
Gene: Tmc6
Product: transmembrane channel like 6
Exons: 19
Coding region: 228-2822 (864 amino acids)
Cellular component (GO): plasma membrane
Molecular function (GO): mechanosensitive monoatomic ion channel activity
Source: RefSeq, a predicted model, not a curated record